CCAAACACUACGUGCCGCAGCAACAUACAACGAACACAACGAAGUAAAAUCCUAGCUCGAUACACAACUACACAUAAAAGAAGCGGAGGAACGGCGAAUCGUUUUGGGGGGGGCAGAGAGAAACUGCGAAGAAGAGAGUACAGGUGAUUCGUCUCUCGAUCGAACUUUCAAGCCUCGAUUCAGCAUCUCCAUUUACGCAGACCCAUCGAAUAAGAGGUUUGCUUCCUUUGGAUUUGUUUUCGCUUGUCAGUCUCGUCAAUUCGCUUUCCUUGUUAACAGGUAAUUAUCGCUAGUAUCUCUAUAGGAAUAUGGAUCAGCCUGAGGAUGAAUGUCAGGUGGGGGGUGAACAUCAUGGCAAGCAAGAUGAUGAGGAUGCUGUUGCACGACAGGAGGAAUUUAAGAAGUCAAUAGAAGCAAAAAUAGCUCUUCGUCAAAGUAACUUGAAUCCUGAAAGGCCUGACUCUGGUUUUCUCAGGACAUUAGAUUCCAGCAUUAAGCGCAACACCGCAGUUAUCAAGAAACUCAAGCAGAUUAAUGAAGAGCAACGGGAAAGUUUGAUGGAUGAUUUGCGAAGUGUCAACUUAAGCAAAUUUGUUAGUGAAGCAGUGACAGCUAUUUGUGAUGCCAAGCUUAGAUCUUCAGACAUACAAGCUGCGGUUCAGAUAUGUUCUUUGCUUCAUCAAAGGUACCAAGAAUUCUCGUCAAGCUUGGUUCAGGGCCUCUUAAAAGUCUUCUUUCCUGGGAAGUCUGGGGAUGAUUCUGAGGCGGACAGGAAUUUAAGAGCCAUGAAGAAGCGCAGCUCUUUAAAACUCCUUUUGGAACUUUUCUUUGUUGGUGUCACAGAAGACAGUGGCAUUUUCGUUAAUAUCAUAAAGGACCUUACUAGCGCAGAUCACCUGAAGGAUCGAGAUGCAACUCAGACAAAUCUCUCUCUUCUUGCCAGUUUUGCACGACAAGGGAGAACUUUCCUGGGACUUCAACAGUCUGGACAAGAACUUCUUGAGGAGUUUUUCAAGGGCCUCCAUAUCACUGUUGAUCAGAAGAAAAUUUUCAGGAAGUCAUUGUGUGCAUAUUAUGAAGCAGCUGCAGGACUUCUUCAGUCAGAGCAUAGUUCUCUUCGUCAAAUGGAGCAUGAAAAUGCAAAGAUCCUGAAUGCAAAAGGAGAGUUAAGUGAUGAAAAUGCCAGUUCAUAUGAAAAGCUGCGAAAGUCUUACGAUCAUCUGUAUCGUGGUGUGUCAGCUUUAGCUGAAGCUCUUGACAUGGAACUUCCGGUGCUGCCAGAGGAUGGUCACACAACUAGGGUCACAACUGGGGAGGACACAUUAUCACCUGGUUCUGGAAAAGAUUCUUCAGUGCUUGAAGCAAUGUGGGAUGAUGAAGAUACUAGAGCUUUUUAUGAAAGCUUACCAGAUCUCAGAGCAUUUGUUCCUGCAGUAUUACUGGGAGAAGCAGAACCCAAGUUGAAUGAGCAAUCUCCGAAGACACAAGAACAACCAUUGGAUUCGCCACCUGAAUCAGACCAAGGCCAGAUGGCUAGCCUAGAUUCGGCAGAAGUUUCUGCAGAUCCUGGAACUUCUCAGGAGGGAGCAAAUGAGAAAGGUAAAGACAAAGAUGAAAAGGAUAAAGAAAGGACCAGAGACCAAGACAAAGAGAAAGGAAAAGGCAAAGAUGCUGAAAGAAAGGGCGAAACUGAAAAGGAGAAAACUAAAGGUCUUGAAGGGACAAAUUUGGAUGGUCUAUUGCAGAGGCUACCCAGUUGUGUGAGCCGUGACCUUAUUGAUCAGUUGACUGUGGAGUUUUGUUAUUUAAAUUCCAAAUCAAACCGGAAAAAGCUUGUGAGGGCUUUGUUUAAUGUUCCAAGAACAUCUCUAGAACUGCUGCCAUACUACUCACGGAUGGUUGCCACUCUGUCAACUUGCAUGAAGGAUGUCUCUUCCAUGCUCUUGCAGUUGUUGGAGGAAGAGUUCAACUUUUUGAUAAAUAAGAAGGAUCAAAUAAAUAUUGAGUCAAAGAUCAGGAAUAUUCGGUUCAUUGGAGAACUCUGCAAGUUCAAGAUUGCUUCAGCUGGCUUUGUUUUUUGUUGUUUUAAGACUUGUUUGGAUGACUUUACUCAUCACAACAUUGAUGUUGCCUGCAAUCUUCUCGAGACAUGUGGUCGUUUUCUUUACCGCUCCCCUGAAACUUCUGUACGCAUGGCUAACAUGCUGGAGAUUUUAAUGCGCUUAAAAAAUGUCAAAAAUUUGGAUCCUCGUCACAGUACACUAGUGGAAAAUGCAUACUACUUGUGCAAACCACCGGAAAGAUCUGCACGAAUCUCAAAAGUCCGUCCUCCAUUGCAUCAGUACAUCAGAAAACUACUUUUCUCAGAUCUCGAUAAGUCCUCCAUCGAGCAUGUGCUAAGACAGCUUCGUAAACUACCAUGGAAUGAAUGCGAGCCGUACCUUGUAAAAUGCUUUACGAAGGUUCACAAGGGCAAGUAUGGUCAGAUUCACUUGAUUGCUUCACUUACUGCUGGCUUGAGUCGCUAUCAUGAUGAAUUUGCAGUUGCUGUUGUUGAUGAGGUCUUGGAGGAAAUCAGGGUGGGACUAGAGUUGAAUGACUUUGGGAUGCAACAACAACGCCUUGCCCACAUGCGGCUCUUAGGGGAGCUGUACAACUAUGAGCAAUUGGAUUCGUCUGUUAUUUUUGAUACACUCUACUUGAUUCUCAUUUUUGGCCUUGGGACCUUAGAGCAAGAUGUGUUGGAUCCGCCCGAAGAUUUUUUUCGUGCCAGAAUGGUCAUUACACUUCUGGAAACUUGUGGGCAUUAUUUUGAUCGAGGUUCUUCAAAGAGGAAACUCGAUCGAUUCUUGAUUCAUUUCCAGAGGUACAUCCUUAGCAAAGGCGCAUUACCACUCGAUAUUGAAUUUGACUUACAGGACUUAUUUGCAGAUUUACGCCCAAAAAUGACACGAUAUUCAUCUGUUGAAGAAGUUAAUGCAGUUCUGAUUGAACUUGAGGAGCAUGAACGUACUGCUUCCACAGAUAAGGCCUACAGUGAGAAGCACUCAGACAUAGAAAAACUUCCAAGCAGUGCUACAUCUGGCAGCAUCUCAGUGAAUGGACAAAACCUUGUGAAUGGUAUUCUUGAGGAAAAUGGGGGAGGUCAUGAGGGAAUUCCGGACAGUGACACUAAUUCAGAGAGUAGUACCAUUGACCCAGAGGGACAUGACGAGGAAGAAGAUUUGGAUGAAGAGAAUCAUGACGACGUGGGCGACAGUGAGGAUGAUUAUGAUGAUGGUGACGGAAUAGAGGAUGAUGAGGAUGAAGAAGUCCACUUUCGGCAGAGGGUCAUAGAGAUGGACCCUCUGGAGGAAGCUGAGUUUGAAAAAGAACUCAAGGCUCUGAUGCAGGAGAGCUUGGAUUCACGAAAACUAGAAUUGCGAGCCCGACCAACACUUAACAUGGCGAUACCAAUGAAUGUCUUUGAGGGCCCCACAAAGGAUCAUCACGGAAGGGGGGGCUUCGAGGUGGAAAGCGGUGACGAGACGUUGGAUGAGGAGCCGGGUGGAAGCAAGGAAGUUAGGGUGAAAGUUCUCGUAAAGCGAGGGAGCAAGCAACAGACGAAACAGAUGUACAUUCCUAGGGAUUGUUCACUCGUGCAAAGCACCAAACAGAAAGAAGCAGCUGAGCUGGAAGAGAAACAAGACAUCAAGAGAUUGGUUUUGGAAUAUAAUGAUAGGGAAGAGGAGGAGCAUAACGGGGUGGGGACACAACCGACAGGAUGGAUGCAAAGUGGCGGGGGAAGCAGAGUUUCAGGUCGGGGCCACGCAUGGGAUGGACACAGUGGAAGGGGGAGUGCUGGAUCGCGGAACCGUUAUUUUCAGCAUUAUUCAGGUGGUGGAGUCUAUUAUAGUAGAAGAAAGUGAAACUAGAACCUUACUAAUAAAGCUUGAGAGAUGAUUCUGCACCCUGAAAGAUACGUCGGUUGCAGAUACAUAUACAUGAAGAAUAUGUAUAUGUGUAUAUACGUGUCCCUGUGGUGGUGAUGAAUUCCUACUGCCUAGUUUGGUUUCAAAGAAGUGGAAGGAUCUAUCUUGAUAUUUCUCAUUAUUUGGUGACGAUUUCUUCUGUUGGAGAUGCUGAUGAUCCAUGCCAUCUUUGCCUUUGGUAUAAGAAUAAUCGGGAAAUGUUAUAAUCUUCUACUGCUAUAGCCACAAGAGUAAAAGCCGAGGGUACGUCUUCUGGAGAGAAGAUUGAUUCUCCUCAAACGCUUCAUCAAGGUUAGAAUCGUAUUUUCAGGUGUUGCUGUAAUUAGAAGGUAACAUUUUGGAAGAGUUCGAUGACUCAUCCAUUUGUAUGGGUUUUGUGGUGGCUAAAAUUAUCUCGCCCAGAACUUUUCAGAACCUAUAUUUGCCUAUGUAGUUUGUAUGUAUGUAUGUAAUAAAGGUUGGAUACAGAGUAAUUUUUGUGA
Molecule: messenger RNA, 4453 nt
Organism: Rhododendron vialii
Lineage: Eukaryota; Viridiplantae; Streptophyta; Magnoliopsida; Ericales; Ericaceae
Product: regulator of nonsense transcripts UPF2-like
Exons: 18
Coding region: 309-3908 (1199 amino acids)
Biological process (GO): nuclear-transcribed mRNA catabolic process, nonsense-mediated decay
Cellular component (GO): cytoplasm; exon-exon junction complex
Molecular function (GO): RNA binding; protein binding
Source: RefSeq, a predicted model, not a curated record